This is a messenger RNA of Echinostoma caproni, 249 nucleotides long. The record is from the annotation of a GenBank genome assembly. Lineage: Eukaryota; Metazoa; Platyhelminthes; Trematoda; Plagiorchiida; Echinostomatidae.
AUGUCGCCGUCGAAAACCAUAAACUUCUGGUUGAACUUUGUCUUGUGUAUCUUUGCAAUACUGUGUAUGAUUGACAAUUUGUCCAUCGCGGUGACCGCGCGACAUCUACCGAGUUCCGAAGAGAUGACCUACGACGGAGAACAGCAACAGCAUUCGGAAAUGGAGAAGAAAAAUUUGGACAGGCUUUACAUCAGCAAUGAUUUGGAUUUCAUUCGGCGCAUUCUGGCCAGAAAGCUUCAAGGUGGCUAA